Molecule: messenger RNA, 1482 nt
Organism: Hypoxylon fragiforme
Lineage: Eukaryota; Fungi; Ascomycota; Sordariomycetes; Xylariales; Hypoxylaceae
Exons: 1
Coding region: 234-1385 (383 amino acids)
Source: RefSeq, a predicted model, not a curated record
UACCUACGUAAGCUAGGUUAGUACCUUGUGUAGUUAGGGACCUUAGAGUAGACAAAAAGACGUGACGCGACUUGAAUGCUGUCUUUUUUCUUUCUUAUCCUUGGUACACAUUAUAAUCCACACCCGUUUAUUUUUGCACCUCUUCCUCGUCUUCACCAGGGUACUCUGAAAAUUCAAGAAAAAAAACAUUAGGUAAAAAUUAAAAAAGUCAUGAUCAAAGUAAGCCAUCAUUCAUGUCGACCUCCUCAUUUCCUCCACUCCAUGAAACCUCAGAUAUAACAUGUAUCACACCGGAGCCAUUCGAGCCCGCCCCCCUUAUCUCUGACAUUCUACGAACUGGCUACUGCGUCCCGGGUUCAAUAUUUCUGGUCGAGGGUAUCGAUUCUGUCCAUACCUCCAAGUCUCAGAGAUGGCGAGCCGUUCACCUCUUGCUAGGAGAUGGCAAGUUGUGCAUCCAAGCACUGCUUUCGGCCGAUAUGCACAGAUUCCUGGAUGAGGGAGAACUCGCAUUGGGAUCUUAUAUCAAGCUGGAGCGAUUUCGAAUGGAAUGGAAGGAUGUUCGCAGUAAAAAUUCGCACGGUAGCGAGGAAAUGAGCGAGAAGAUGGUUUACCUGGUAGUCGAGGAUCUUGUCCUUGUGGGAUGGAACAAUUUUUUUCUCGAUGGACACAAUUUAGAACAUGCGCCGGCUGAAUCUACGCUUGAACCGAUGACAUCCCCUAUUGCAAUAGAGCCACGACCGGAAAAUCGUGGCGUGCAAUGUAUUGACAGGGGUACUGAUAUCCCAAGAGAAGUCAUUCAAGAAGAAGAUGAUUUCGAAGUCAUGCCAAACGCUGCAGCGAAAGCAACUCAGAAAAGACUUGAUCUCACGACGAGACCAGGAGGAACGGCAGUUGCGGGCCAUAAUUCCACGGAACCUGAUACGAGUUAUUUGCCCUGGGCAAGCAUCGACUGUGGAAGACCAUUAAAGCUCACCAAGCUGCGCUCUAUCCCUAAGCUGCCAUACAAGCAGAAUUGGAGCGUUAACGUGCUUGCUGUCGUAUCUGCCAUCUCAGAUAUUGAACCAUCCGGAUUACCACCAUACACUCAACGACGAGUUCGACUCACGGAUCCCUCCACUAACAAGCACGUCCGGCUUGACGUGUUUCUAGACCCGGAGACUUUCACACCCUUAGUUGGGAGUGUGAUAUUAUUGCUUGGUGUAAAGAAUCAUCGUUUUGAUGGCGGCAGCUUGAAGAAAUAUGCUAGUGAUCGGCCGAAGGAAGGAUAUAGCUGGUGGUACGAAAACCCGGUCCAGUUCGACUGGUGUGAUGUCGAAAAGCUGAGGCAGUGGUGGCUUGAGACUUCAAGUAUUCCUCGUGGCGACAGUUAUGAUGCCCCACGAUAGGUUUUGGUACUUAUGAACAAGAACUGUAUUACAAUCAUUAGAUUUCUACAACGUAGAGGUGAUUAUUACAAUAUCCAUGGGGCAAUGCCCCUGAAUU